Molecule: messenger RNA, 4823 nt
Organism: Pteropus alecto (black flying fox)
Lineage: Eukaryota; Metazoa; Chordata; Mammalia; Chiroptera; Pteropodidae
Gene: GPC6
Product: glypican 6
Exons: 9
Coding region: 720-2387 (555 amino acids)
Biological process (GO): regulation of protein localization to membrane; regulation of signal transduction; cell migration
Cellular component (GO): cell surface; extracellular region; plasma membrane
Source: RefSeq, a predicted model, not a curated record
AAAUAGAUCCAGUCCAGGUUUUGCCUUCGACUCAGCCUCUGAUUUCGGCUGUGCUCUGUGUAGCACGUUUCUCCCUCUCCCCUCCUUUCUCCUUCCCUCUUGCCUCCAGGAUUUCUGUCUUCCUAUUUCUGGAGGACUCUCACAGGCUCCUUCGGUCUGUAUGAAGCUGAGGUUUCCCCUGAAACCCGUACAUCCCCAACACAUACCUCCACGCACACACAUCCCCAAGAAGCCCGCGCUCACACGGACACACACGCGCGCACACACACUCACGCUCGCCUGUCCACCUCCCUCUCGGGAGUGCCGGCGCGCGUUCCCACCUUCGCUGCACACUUCGGCGAGCCGAGCUCCCAGCGCUCUAGGAUUCUGAGGCUCGGAACUCGGAUCGCAGCUCUGAAACCCCAUGGUGGUUUUUGAAACAUUUCUUUUCCUUCUCUUUCCCGUUUUUAUUGCACCGUUUUCGAUCUGGGGGGCUAGAGGAGCAAGCGGCUGCUUUCCCAACCAGCCCUGGUUGGCUUGCCAUCCUCCAUCUGGCUUAUAAAAGUUUGCUGAGCGCAGUCCAGAGGGCUGCGCUGCUCGUCCCCUCGGCUGGCGGAAGGGGGUGACGCUGGGCAGCGGCGAGGAGCGCGCCGCUGGCUCUGGCGGGCUUUCGGCUUGAGGGGCAAGGUGAAGAGCGCACGGGCCGUGGGGUUCACCGAGCUGGAUUUGCAUGUUGCACCAUGCCUUCUUGGAUCGGGGCUGUGAUUCUUCCCCUCUCCGGGCUGCUGCUGUCACUCCCGGCCCGGGCGGAUGUGAAGGCGCGGAGCUGCGGCGAGGUCCGCCAGGCGUACGGUGCCAAAGGAUUCAGCCUGGCGGACAUUCCUUAUCAGGAGAUCGCAGGGGAACACUUAAGAAUCUGUCCUCAAGAAUAUACAUGCUGCACCACGGAAAUGGAAGACAAGUUAAGCCAGCAAAGCAAACUCGAGUUCGAAAACCUUGUGGAGGAGACGAGUCAUUUUGUGCGCACCACUUUCGUGUCCAGGCACAAGAAAUUUGACGAAUUUUUCCGAGAGCUCCUGGAGAAUGCAGAAAAGUCACUAAAUGAUAUGUUUGUACGGACCUAUGGAAUGCUGUAUAUGCAGAAUUCAGAAGUGUUCCAGGACCUCUUCACAGAGCUGAAAAGAUACUACACAGGGGGCAAUGUAAAUCUGGAGGAGAUGCUCAAUGACUUCUGGGCUCGUCUCCUGGAACGGAUGUUUCAGCUGAUCAACCCACAAUAUCACUUUAGCGAGGACUACCUGGAAUGCGUGAGCAAAUACACAGACCAGCUGAAGCCAUUUGGAGAUGUACCCCGGAAAUUGAAAAUUCAGGUCACCCGCGCCUUCAUUGCUGCCCGGACAUUUGUUCAGGGGCUGACCGUGGGCAGAGAAGUUGCAAACCGAGUUUCCAAGGUCAGCCCGACUCCAGGGUGCAUUCGUGCUCUCAUGAAGAUGCUGUACUGUCCAUACUGUCGAGGACUUCCCACCGUGAGACCUUGCAACAACUACUGCCUCAACGUGAUGAAGGGCUGUCUGGCAAAUCAGGCUGAUCUCGACACGGAGUGGAAUCUGUUUAUAGAUGCAAUGCUCUUGGUGGCAGAGCGACUGGAAGGACCAUUCAACAUUGAGUUGGUCAUGGACCCUAUAGAUGUCAAGAUAUCUGAAGCCAUUAUGAACAUGCAAGAAAACAGCAUGCAGGUGUCUGCAAAGGUCUUUCAGGGAUGCGGUCAACCCAAACCUGCACCAGCCCUCAGAUCCGCCCGCUCAGCUCCUGAAAAUUUUAAUACACGGUUCAGGCCUUACAAUCCUGAGGAAAGACCAACAACCGCUGCAGGCACGAGCUUGGACCGGCUGGUCACAGACAUAAAAGAGAAACUGAAGCUCUCUAAAAAGGUCUGGUCGGCGUUGCCCUACACCAUCUGCAAGGAUGAGAGCGUGACAGCGGGCACGUCCAACGAAGAGGAGUGCUGGAACGGGCACAGCAAAGCCAGAUACUUGCCUGAAAUUAUGAAUGAUGGGCUGACCAACCAGAUCAAUAAUCCUGAGGUCGACGUGGACAUCACUAGGCCCGACACUUUCAUUAGGCAGCAGAUCAUGGCUCUCCGUGUGAUGACCAACAAACUAAAGAAUGCAUACAACGGCAACGACGUCAACUUCCAAGACACAAGUGAUGAAUCCAGUGGCUCAGGGAGUGGCAGUGGGUGCAUGGAUGACGUAUGUCCCACAGAGUUUGAGUUUGUCACUACAGAGGCCCCUGCAGUCGACCCUGACCGGAGAGAAGUAGACUCUUCCGCAGGCCAGCCGGGCCACUCCCUGCUCUCGGCGGCUCUCGUCUCCAUCGCCCUGGUACUGCAGAGACUGUGCAGAUAAUCCUGGGUUUUCGGUCAGAUGAAACUGCAUUUUAGCUAUUUGAACAACCAACUCACUUCUUUUCUUACACUCUUGGACAAUGGACCAUGCCACAAAAACUUACCGUUUUCUAUAAGAAGAGAGCAGUACUGCACUCUGCCUCCCUUUUUGUUUUCCCAAAGAAUACCGGGUGCCAGACUGGACUGCUUCCCCUUUCCUUCGCUAUCUGUGGGGACCUUGUUUAUUCUAGAGAAUUCUUACUCAAAUCUUUCGUACCAGGAGAUUUUCUUACCUUCAUUUGCUUUUAUGCUGCAAAAGUAAAGGAAUUUCACGUUGUGAGUUUUUUCCCCCUCCAUUUAAACAACAAAAAGGUAGGAAGAAAAUAAAUUUUUUUUUUGUAAAAUCAGGCCAAACCCCAAGACAAUUGCAUUUUCAACAAAGAAGCAAACGAGAGAGAAAAAUAAAACAGAUUUAAUGUUCUAAGUUCAACAUUGCCAAGCAACUCCCAGUGUAAGCUUUACUGUGACUAAUUGGGUUUACAAAAUGCUAUGGGGAGAAAGUUUGAAAAAACUUUUUAAUGUAGUGAAAAUACACUCUUGUCUUGGAGGUAUCAUCUUGCACUCUAACCACACGAUACCAAACUGAUUUAGAGGUACUGAUACUAAAAUUUAGGAUUCUGUCUUUAACAUGAGAGCAAAAAAUUGUUACAACUCAGCACCUCUCACCCUGCUCAAUUUCAAUUGCAGUAACGGCAUCGUUCUUCUUAAUUCUCUUAAUGUCUGUCCACCGUAUUCAAUUGGCACAGAUUUUCCCCUUCAUCUUCAGUUACUAGUGGACAUCCCUAUCAAUUCAUCCUCUUCAAGGGUCUGAAUUGCAAAUAAUCUUCAACAAAACAAUCACUUUGCUUGAGCCACAGCUUAGACAUUAAUUAGAUGUUUCUGCCCCUGUCCUCAUAAACCUCCCGAAAGAAGAGUUCUUUUAAUGAACUGAUAAGCAAUUAGAUCCAUAAGUGAGUUUUUAUUUUUUAACUAUUUGCUUUGUGUCAAUUGGUUUCUGCAUCACAAGGGCAUUCUCUUACAAAAUAACUCACAACAAAAGAAGUCAAGACAAAAAAUAUAUAUAUAUAGUAUUGACAUGGAGAUUUCUUUCACUUUUUUAGUCUUAGUAUGAUCAUCUAUUUUUAUAUCUAUAUAUAUAAAUCACAGAUUUUAACUUCUUAAUUCCAAGCUCAGGGUUGACACACCUUUGUAACGAAAAUGUUUUGUCAACCAGCUCUUCUUGUUUUGUGCUGCUCAGAGAAGGGAUCCCUCAGUGAUCUGUGAGCACCAAGAAUCAAGAAAGAGAACUUUUUACAUAUCUAACUGUCCAUUUAUUAAAAAUUUGCCAGGGCACACCCUUUUUGCAUGAGCGUGCUUUGUCCUGGGUGCUCCAGACUGUACGAUGCUCAUGGGGAGAGCCAUGGGUGUGCAGGACUUUACUGGUCAUGGAAACUAUAUGCGAAAAGAAUGUGUUAUUCAUGCGAAACCAUUGCUUUCAUGUACGACGCCUUCAGCCUAGGAGUCCUGCUUGGCACUUGGAGAAAGGUCCUCACGCAAGGGGCCAAUUUAGAGCCACAGCCUAACUGAUCUAGAAAGUGUGCCAAAGCCAGGCCCUGUGCUCCCCCUGCCGACGGAGAGAAGCAAAAUAAACCAAACUGAGGCUUUAUGAAUACAGUUGGUUAUCCAUGUGUUUCUUGGUUUUUAUGAUGCAUCUGAGGUUGAGAAAAGUAAUGUUUUAAGGCACCAUAGUAUACCAGUCACAUUUUAAUUAAUCCAUGGAUAAUAAUGACACAUAAAUGGUAUUUUUCAAUCUCCAUUCUCAUCAAAAUUAUAAUUAGUUAUUGAUUUAGUCAUCACGUUUAUGUAGAACAUAUGUGGCACAAUAGUAUUAAGUAUAAUCGAGCACUUUUGCAAAACUCAAAGUAUUUAGAAGCAUCUUUGGUAUUUUAUGCCUAAUGAAAUAUGAAACAUAGGACUUUGAGAGACUUUGUGGCAUCUUUCAUUUAACUGUUUAGGAAAUUAACACUUAACCUAACUCAGCAUUACAUACUUCUACAAAAUCAUCCAUUUCACUGCCAAACUUCGGCUUCCUGUCACCAAUUACACAUAAAACAUCUCUGUGAAGGACCGAUCACUUAUGUUGCUCAUUUCAUUGUAUGUUCAGAAAUCAGUAUUGUCUUUCUCCAAUAAUUAAGGUGCAAUACAAAUUAAAUCAACCUUGGUUUUCCAGAAUAUUUGAAUAAUAACUUGUUUUUAUGGCUUUAAAUUCCAAGUCUUUCCCUUUAAAAAUAUUUCUGCAUUGUCUUCUAUGAAAUAGAAUGUUUUAUUUCCCUUGUGCUUUUACACCAAAAUGGCUUUGUGCAUGUGUAUGAAUACACAUUAUAUUAAUGAAUAUGAACCCAUAUUCUGAACACACUAA